Exophiala spinifera is the source of this 2082-nucleotide messenger RNA. RefSeq lists its product as uncharacterized. The transcript has 2 exons. Lineage: Eukaryota; Fungi; Ascomycota; Eurotiomycetes; Chaetothyriales; Herpotrichiellaceae. The record is from RefSeq and is a predicted model, not a curated record. Gene Ontology annotation, cellular component: RSC-type complex; nucleus. Gene Ontology annotation, biological process: regulation of transcription by RNA polymerase II. Gene Ontology annotation, molecular function: DNA binding. The coding region runs from base 1 to 2082 and encodes 693 amino acids.
AUGGAUUAUAUGCAGGAACCCUUCGCCUUCCCGGCACAACACCAGCCGCAAAUGUACUACCAGGCGAUACCCUAUCCGCCCUCCUACAUGGCCCAUCCUCAACAGCCACUCGAUGACUUGUAUCCUUCUCUUCGCUACAAUGCUAAUGAUUAUGCCGACUACAUGGCGUCGGGAAUGAUGGCCGAUGAUUUUGGACCGGAAAUGGAAGAGAUCUCGACUCGUCCCAGGCUCACCAAAGAGCAAGUCGAAGUUCUAGAGGCUCAAUUUCAGGCCAAUCACAAGCCCAAUUCCCAGGUCAAAAGACAAUUGGCCAUCCAGACCAACCUCAAAUUCCAACGUGUAGGAAACUGGUUCCAGAACAGACGAGCCAAGGCAAAGCAGCAGAAGCGCCAGGAAGAGUACGAAACUCAAAAGGCGGCCGAGAAGAAAGAACCGACAUCUGGUGAAACAAUCAAGACUCCAAAACCUCGGAUCGCAUCGCCAGUCCGCUCCGUGUCUUCAUCGCCCAGGAAAGCAUCGAUUCCGGCUCGCGACAGGACACCUUCUCCCACGAAGAACCAUGACAGUGCCAAAGAGUCGAGCUGGGAUUCCCUUCAAGCUUCCCUUCAGCGAACUCUCGGUCACCCGAAGGCUCACCAACCCGAGCCAAUGGCACAGCAAAAAGUGCUCAUGAUUCCACCGCAAAUGCCUCAACCUGUGCGACCUAUAGCAGUACAGCUGCCAUUGCGAGUCAGUCCUCACCGGGCCAAUGCGUCAUUGCCAAAUAACUUGCCGGCGUGGACUUCAAGUGCAGUACCGCAGCAUUCCCCGAUAACCUUACAGGACAACACUUUCGACUUUGGUUUUGAUGACGACCAGAUCGACGUACAGAGGAGUCUCCAGGAUGCCGCUCUGGUUGACUCGUUCAUUAACCAGGAAUCAUAUGUCAGUCCGGAGGACCUCCAUGGCGCAUUGACAACACCAAAGGGAGGGCCCCUUCAGCAGAAUGACGCGGUUGACCAUGUACCCUCGCCCGGAUUCAGCUUGCCUUCAUAUCCUGGCUCCCGCCGCCAAUCGACCGCCAUUACAGACGAGCUGUCGCACAAUUUCGGAAACUGCGCCCUCGCCAGUAGUUCUCCCAAUGGGAUGGCUCGGCGUCGACCUUCUGAACCUAUCCAACAUCCAUCUAGCGGGCCUUUGGAUAUCGCUGCGCGAAGGAAACGACCGCGUCCCACACCCUUGGCUUCGGCCUCCCUGCGCAGUCGAUCCUAUGGAGCCCUCACAUCAGUGUCGCCUACUUUCCGACCCAGUGCCGCCGCUCCUGCGAUGCCUCAUUCCAUCCGCCACGUUAAGUCUGCCGGUCAAGCUCUAAACUCGCGCUAUGCCGGGAUCCGCAAGGCGAGCUCUGCCCAACGGUCUCCCAUUACUCCUAGCUUUGCCGAGACUCAGGCCUUUAGUCAUUUGAUGGCACAACAGGCCCUGAAUGCGCAGACUCUGGCAGACUUUCCUGCUCCCGCACUAUCACCAGACAUUGUUUCCAGUGCACAUAUGACAGACCCUGAGAAAAACCCAUUCUUUGGUCACAAUAUGGACAUGUCUGGUCAAUACUCCUUGCAGGGACAGACCUUUCCCGCCAGCACGGCAUCGCCACCGAUCACUCCCCUUCCUUCGGAUUUCAUGAUGGCACGGGGAACUUCACAACAGUCACUCGUUCCGCCUGCGUCAGCUCCUCCGCAAUACGCCUCCUUUCCAGAAUACACCCCACCUUACUCAGCCGGUCCCCUGACCAACAGCAGCUGGUCAGAUGCAUUGACAUCUCCCGAGGUGACGUCGUUUCCGCCGGUGACUUACGUUCCUUCCUUGAAUUAUUCGCAGCAAGGAGACGCCCUUUCGGGUUCUUUUCAGCAGUUUGUCCUGCCGUCCGAUACCACCCCCGAUAUAGACUUCGAGGCUCAGAUGGAGCAAAAGAAGACGGAGUUUUACAUUCAAGAAUUUCCGAAUCAGAAAGAAGAGCACGCUCAUGUCGCUCAACAGCUCGCGCAGCAAAAGCCCAAGAAUUACGUCUUUGCAAACACCGCGCCUCAAGACUAUACAGGCGAAUGA